Molecule: messenger RNA, 4920 nt
Organism: Mus pahari (shrew mouse)
Lineage: Eukaryota; Metazoa; Chordata; Mammalia; Rodentia; Muridae
Gene: Crtc3
Product: CREB regulated transcription coactivator 3
Exons: 15
Coding region: 131-1990 (619 amino acids)
Biological process (GO): positive regulation of transcription by RNA polymerase II; protein homotetramerization
Cellular component (GO): cytoplasm; nucleus
Molecular function (GO): cAMP response element binding protein binding
Source: RefSeq, a predicted model, not a curated record
CCUCUGCCGGGUCGCGCCGGAGGACAGGCUUCGGGCGGCGGCUUGGGCGGCCUGCGGACCGACCGGGUGGGUCGAGCGGCGGAACCCCGCGCCUGCCGUCUGCCUAGCCCGCUAGUGCGGGGCGCGCGCCAUGGCCGCCUCGCCCGGCUCGGGCAGCGCCAACCCGCGGAAGUUCAGUGAGAAGAUCGCGCUGCACACGCAGCGGCAGGCCGAGGAGACGCGGGCCUUCGAGCAGCUCAUGACCGACCUCACCCUGUCCCGGGUUCAAUUUCAGAAGCUUCAGCAACUGCGUCUUACCCAGUACCACGGGGGAUCCUUACCGAACGUCAGCCAGCUGCGGGGCAGUGCAGCAGAGUUCCAGCCGUCACUUCAUCAAGCUGAUAAUGUUCGUGGGACCCGCCACCAUGGACUGGUGGAGAGGCCAGCCCGGAACCGCUUCCACCCCCUUCAUCGGAGGUCUGGGGACAAGCCAGGGAGACAGUUCGAUGGAAAUGCUUUUGCAGCCAGUUAUUCUCCGCAGCACCUGGAUGAGAGCUGGCCACGGCAACAGCCUCCUUGGAAAGAAGAGAAGCAUCCUGGGUUCAGGCUAACAUCUGCACUUAACAGGACCAAUUCUGAUUCUGCUCUUCACACGAGUGCUCUGAGUACCAAACCCCAGGACCCCUAUGGAGGAGGAGGCCAGUCAGCCUGGCCUGCCCCAUACAUGGGUUUCUGUGAUGGUGAAAACGACGGCCAUGGGGAAGUAGCAGCCUUCCCGCGUCCGCUGAAAGAAGAGAAUCUGCUAAAUGUCCCGAAGCCACUGCCUAAACAACUGUGGGAGACCCAGGAGAUCCAGUCCCUGUCCGGGCGCCCUCGAUCCUGUGAUGUUGGGGGUGGCAAUGCUUUCCCACACAAUGGCCAGAACACAGGCCUCUCACCGUUCCUGGGGACCCUGAACACCGGAGGGUCGUUACCAGAUCUAACCAACCUCCACUACUCAGCACCCCUGCCAGCCUCCCUGGACACCAGCGACCACCUCUUUGGCAGCAUGAGUGUGGGGAACAGCGUGGGCAACCUUCCAGCUGCCAUGACUCACCUAGGGAUAAGAACCUCCUCUGGUCUCCAGAGUUCUCGAAGUAACCCUUCCAUCCAAGCCACACUCAGUAAGAUGGCACUCUCCUCGUCCCUCAAAUGCCACCCGCAGCCAUCCGUGGCCAACGCCUCUGCUCUGCACCCCUCCAUCCGGCUCUUCUCCCUUAGCAACCCGUCUCUUUCCACCACAAACCUGAGUGGCCCCUCUCGGCGCAGGCAGCCUCCAGUCAGCCCUCUCACGCUCUCUCCUGGCCCUGAAGCACAUCAAGGCUUCAACAGACAGCUGUCUGCAACCAGCCCACUGAACCCGUAUCCUGCCUCCCAGAUGCUGACCUCAGAGCAGAGCCCACUUUCCUUCCUGCCCACAGACACUCAAGCCCAAGUAUCCCCACCACCCCCUUACCCCACACCCCAGGAACUGCCUCAGCCACUCCUACAGCAGCCCCAUGCCCAGGAGCCCCCAGCUCAACAGCCCCAGGCAGCCCCCUCCCUGCCACAGUCAGACUUCCAGCUCCUCACUGCCCAGGGCUCAGCUCUGACCAGCUUCUUCCCAGAUGUGGGCUUUGACCAACAGCCCGUGAGGCCCAGCCCUGCCUUUCCUCAGCAGGUGCCUUUGGUACAGCAGAGCCACCGAGAACCACAGGACUCAUUCCACUUGAGACCAAACCCAUAUUCCAGCUGUGGCAGCUUCCCGAGCACCAUCCUGACAGAAGAUACAAACACCAGCCUGUUCAAAGGCCUUAGUGGGGGGCUGUCGGGCAUGCCUGAGGUCAGCCUGGACAUGGACACUCCGUUCCCACUGGAAGAGGAGCUGCAGAUCGAACCCUUGAGCCUCGAUGGACUCAACAUGCUAAGUGACUCCGGCAUGGGCCUGCUGGACCCCUCUGUGGAGGAGACGUUUCGAGCUGACCGGCUAUGAGCAUAAUGCAGUGGAUGGGGAACUGAAAUGGCCAGAGAAAGCUGGGGUGGAGCCAGCAAACACCCUGCCAGUGGUCACAGCAUAGAGGGAGCCCCGCUGCCCCGGGCUCUCCACUGAGGUCCCAGCUCAGCCGAGGCUUUGCUAGACACAGCUGCACUCUCCGUCCCGUAGCACCAGUUGUGCUGCAGGCCAGCUGCUUUGGAGCUUCCGGUGACCAGGAAGCUCACAAUGUCACCCUUAAUUCUUUUUAUUGGCCAUCCAGUCAGUGAGUGUAUAAAUGUAGAAAAUGCUGUGUAAAUGUUGGUGCUUCAGACCUCAGACGCCAUCAGCACUGAAGACAGAACGCUAUCGGAAGCAAUUGGGGGCCUCGGCCCGUGGAGUUGGCUCAGUGUCACACAACGGUACCAGAGCACCAUGAUGCCUUUCUGUCUGACCGCCAAGGCCAGGCACCCCUCCAGCUGGCGGGUAUUCUGGGCCCAGCCAUUGCUCUAUCCGAUGGCUUACUUAAAAUGAAGAAGCUUAACCAGCUGUCCCAGGGCAGGCUGAAGUUAGGCAAACUGAGGGCGGUUUGCGACCUCUUUGCCGCUGCUUCCUCAUAGACCUUUGCACCUUUUCCUCACAGACAGGAGGAGGACAGCGCUCCUAGGAGACAGGAGGAGAAAAGGGAGGCUACAGGUGUGUCACCUGCACAAGAUGCCCCCCUCUUAGGCCUGUCACCCUCCAGCCCACGGGAAGGAGCUGCUGGAACUCCAGUUAGUGCAGGGCAGCUGAACUGCCCUUCUCCUCCCCAGCUGCCCUGCAGACCUCAAGUUUAAUGCAAUUCCCACUAGGCUGUAAGCUCCCGAGGGCAGGAACUGUGCCUUGUUCUAUAUUGACCCCAAGUGCCCACCAAGUGCCUGGUAGGAGUGCAUGUACCCAGGGAUGGAGGGGAGAGGGGCUGUGCCUCAUGGUGGGGCAGUCUAACCUGCAGCUCUCUCUGUCCCCUGCCUUAGCUCAGAGCUUUACCUUUCAGACUCACUUGAGUGUGCCUUAACACUAGGUGACCAGACCUGUCAGACCUGUCACUAGGCUCAGCGCCGCUCCUCCUUGGGAAUAUGUCCCUCAGCAGUUAGGUGGACAUCAUCCAGUGAGUGCAUCCAGAAUGACUGAGCACACCAAACCCCAGGAGUGUGGGGCACCUGGCAUCCAGACUGGGUCCCCACAGCAAAAUCUUCCACUCAGACCCGUGCUUUUUUUUUUUUUUUUUUUUUCUAAAUUGCUUAAAUUAGAGGUGCAAACUCUGAGGUUAAGAAAUAAGGCCUGAUUCAUGGGAUUCUUGUUAUUCAUUAACACCUUAUCACACAGUAAUAAGUAAUAAUAAUAAGUAAUUUGAGCAGAUCCUACCACCACCUGCCUCCCAGCCCCAAAUGGGGAAAGUGAUGUCCACCCAGCACAGGGGGAGGAGCCAGGUGGGGAAGAGGAGGACCCUAGAGGAGAAUCUUUGCAUGCCACCUGCUGCCCUUCCUGUGACAUAGGCUGGAGCUGAGGCUCGGUGGCUAUCCCCACCCUGGAGAGCAAGGGUGGAGUAGAAGGAAGCUCAUCCAUCUGUGCCUAAGGCAAAGGAGCCUGGGGACCAGAAACUGGCUCCUCUAGCUCCCCACACCAUGGCUCUUCAGACACCAUGGCUCUUCAGACAGCCAGGUGGAGCUGUGCUGCCCCUUCCCUGAGGACCCAAGAAUCCACACUCCCAUGUACCCCAAUCUCUGCUGUUUAAUUGGGAAACCAAAUUAGAACCCUCUUUCCCUGCCCAUGCCACUGGCCUCGGCCUGGUCCUGAGAUCCCAGAGCACCCGGGGUGACUUUAGUUACAGUGGGAGCUUUUCACUCCUCUGAGCUGCCCAGCGCCCCAGUAGACCCACACAAGCCUGCUCCCAUGUCUGCCUUCAGGCAGAGAUGGAUGCUGACAUAAAAGUUGAGAGAAAGGGGUUCCCAGCACAAUCUGCAUCAAGCCUGAUCCAUGGGGUCAUCGCGUCGGUGAUGCCCACAUGGCACACAGGGAAGAGGCAGGUAUGAGGUGACAGGGUCAGAAGGAGGACCCUGAAGGAGAGUCCCUGCUUGGACAGCUGCUGUCCUUUGGUGGGGGCGUAACAGGAGAUCUCACCACCUCAUAUCCUACACUGCCCUGUUCUGAGGCUUUCUCAAGCUGAUGGGCAAGCACUGGCUGGGGGUGGAAGUUGAAAAAAAAAAAAAAAAGAAAACCCAAAAAACAAAAAAAGACAAUGUAGCACUGAAUUAAAUCUGCCGCAGGCCCAUCAGCCUGAUCUUUUCAUAUGCGUAGCUUUAAGCCACUGGAGAGCCCACCGGUCUACAGGAUGUUGAGUACAGCAGGAGACUGCGUUGCCCUGCUGCCCUGUCACAGCCGUGUGAGCCUGUACUUGAUGCUGCCUUUGUGACUAGCCUGUCUUAGGCGUCAGCAUUGAAGUGGCUCCCAGCUUCCCCAGACCUCUCUUCAGUGUCUUUUCUCUGUCCCACCAGCCGCCCUUCCCCAGCAUCACAGGGUCAUGGGUUUUAGCACGUGAGUGUGAGGAGAAGUGUUCCGAUUGAUCGAUCAGUCGAUCAAUCGUGUCAGGAUCAGCUCUCCUUCGCCCUGCUCCCUUCCCCCAAGUCUACUGUAUAUUAUCUGGGCCGAGAGGUCGUGUAUUCAUGCGCGUGCACAUAUCUGAAGACAUUUCCUGUUGGGCUCUUCUGAUUUAUGCACAGAUGGUUCCCAGUGUUUCUACUGCUCCAGAACGGGGCCAUCCCAGCAGCUAGUCAGACUUCCGGCCAGUGUCCUAACUCCCGGCCUUUUGUUAAGCAAUAUUGAAAGAUCGGACUUUGUAUAAAGUAGCUUCCAAGUUUUAUAAUGCAUCAUUUUACAUCUUUCAUAAUUAAAAGCAGCACAAUAUGGUUGUA